AUGAUUGAAGAAUCCUGGGAUGAUGAUGAGGGUACAGCUAAACCAUUCGAACAGCAACCGGCAACAUCAAAAUUAGGUAUCGGACGUGGAAAAGCAACAUUUUCAGUGAACAAUGCUGAACCAGCACCUGUAACGAAAUGGAAUGGCGGCGGUGCGAGUACUUCAGGAAGCUUUAAUACAUUUCGUAGUACUAAUAAUGAAAAUAGUAAUCCCAGUAGUGGUGGAGCUUUUGGAUUUCGCAAUAAUAGUAAUAGUUUUGGUUCUCGUAAUGAACAAGGUUCAUUCGGCGGUGCUGAUAGCAGUGCAUUCCGAUCCGGCAAUGACGGAGGUUCUCGUGCAUGUUACAAUUGUAAACAAAGUGGCCACAUGAGUCGAGAAUGUCCCGAACAACGUAAGGAUUUUCAAGGAGGCCGUGGUGCUCGAAGCGGCGGCUUCCUACCAAGUACUGGAAAUGAGCACAGUGGUUUUCGUUCAUCAGCAAACAGUUCGAAUACAUUCCAAGCUAUGCGAAAUCAAAAUGAUAACGAUGAAGCAAAGCCGACUUUUACGGGAUGGCGAGGAGGUGCAGGAAGUGCCAAUAACAAUGAUUCAGACGAGACAAACAAACGUUCAGCAUUUGGCAGUUCAGCAGCCCGAGGUGGUUUCACCAGCAGUGGUGCUGGAUUUCGAGGUAGUCGAGGCGGUGGUGGCGGAGCAUUCAAUUCAGGAGAUCGAGAAAAUCGCACCGGUGGUAGUGGCUUUGGUGGUGGCAAUAACAAUUGUUUUAAUUGUAAUCAACCAGGUCAUCAAUCUCGUGACUGUCUAGAACCGAAAAAGCCUCGUGAAGGUGGUGGUUUCUUUGGUGGUGGAAGAAGAAACGACAAAGUAUCUGAUGAUAUCUUCGAUCAACCGGGUGCUCGCGGUGGCGCACAGCCUGUGGAACGAUACAUUCCACCACCUGCACCGACAACCGAAGCUGAUAUAUUCGGCGAAGCCGUAUCUAAAGGUGAAAACUUCGGAAAAUAUCAUCGCACCCAAGCACGUUGUACGCCCGAAGGCAAAGUAAAACCAAUUGAAUUAUAUGAAGAAGCCAAUCUUGACACACAAGUUCUAUCAAAUAUUCGUCGGGCGCAUUUUGAAGAGCCAACACCAAUUCAACGGUAUGCUUUACCAUGUAUUCAACAACGACAUGAUCUAAUGGCUUGUGCUCAAACUGGUUCUGGUAAAACGGCUGCUUUCCUCUUGCCAAUUAUUUCCAAUUUAUUACAAUAUCAUGCUGAUGAUUUAUCUGCAAAGUGCGAACCACCCUCACCUCUUUGUCUGGUUGUUUCACCAACACGUGAACUUGCUCUACAAACUGAACGCGAAGCACGAAAGUUUGCUUACCAAACACCAGUCAUUCCAUGUUCGGCUGUCGGUGGUCAUGAUACGUUCGCAGUUUCCGAUCGACUUCGAGAAGGCUGUCACAUUCUCUCAGCAACCACUGGCCGUUUGAAAGACAUGGUUGAAAAAGGCCGCAUUUCAUUGAAAAAAGUAAAAUAUUUUGUUCUUGACGAAGCUGAUCGAAUGUUAGAUACUGGUUUCGAACCCGACAUUCGCAAAUUGGAAGCUCUUGGUUUACCACGGAAGGAAGAACGUUUAACAUGUAUGUUUUCGGCAACAUUUCCCGAUGAAGUUCAACGGCUCGCUAAACAUUUCCUACGUGAAAAUUACGUUUUUCUUGCUGUCGGUAUUCUCGGUGGUGCUAAUGAAGAUAUUGCUCAAACAAUCGAACUUGUUCCACAAGCCAAUAAAAAGGACCGACUUUUUCAAUUACUCGAAGAGAAUCUCAAAUCUGAACGUUGCUUAAUCUUCGUUGAGACCAAACGAUCAGCUGAUUAUAUUGGUGCAUUGCUUUCACAACGUAAUUUUAUGAGUACAACAAUGCAUGGCGAUCGUACACAACGGCAACGUUACGAAGCCGUACAACAGUUUACAAAUGGUAAAUGUCCAAUUCUAGUUGCAACAUCAGUGGCUGCUCGUGGUCUCGAUUUUCCUCUGAUUGGUUAUGUUGUGAAUUAUGAUCUCCCAGAUAGUAGUGAUUUUUAUAUCCAUCGAAUUGGUCGUACUGGUCGUGCCGGUCACUUGGGUAAAUCAAUUUCAUUCUUUGAUCCAGAUCGUGAAUCAGAUCGCAAUAUUGCACCGGAACUUGUUCUAAAAUUAGGCGAAGCUGGCCAAGAAGUACCUGAAUUUCUCAAACAAUAUGUCAACGGUGGCGGUGGUGGAUUCGCUCGAAAUGGUUUUAAUGGACGAAAUACUGAUAUGCGUGCUGAUACAUUUAUUCAUAGUCAAACAUCUGGUCCAGCUGGUGGAUCAGCGUCAGCCGGUGGUGCAGAAGAUUGGGAUUAA
This is a messenger RNA of Adineta ricciae, 2367 nucleotides long. NCBI's taxonomy places the organism in Eukaryota, Metazoa, Rotifera, Eurotatoria, Adinetida, Adinetidae. The record is from the annotation of a GenBank genome assembly.